ACCGGUCCCGGUGUGACUCUCGUCCUGGGCGCCAUGGAAACCUUCAUACGCUUCACCAAUCAGACUCAAGGCCGGGACCGACUCUUCAGAGCCAUUCAGUACACAUGCAUGUUACUUAGAUAUUUGUUAGAGCCUAAAGCUGGCAAAGAGAAGGAGGUGGUAAUGAAGCUCAAGAAACUGGAGUCCAGUGUGAGCACUGGCCGGAAAUGGUUCAGACUAGGAAACGUGGUACAUGCUGUUCAGGCAACUCAGCAGAGUGUUCAUGCCACUGACCUGGUGUCCCGCUUGUGUCUAACACUAGCCAACUUGAGCCGUGUGGGUUAUUUCAUCUGUGACACCGUCCUCUGGGUAAGAAGUGUAGGUCUCACUUCUGGCAUCAACAAGGAGAAAUGGCGAAUGUGGGCUGCCCGCUACUACUACUACUGUCUCCUGCUGAACCUGGCCAGGGAUCUGUAUGAAAUCUCCCUGCAGAUGGAGCAGGUUGCACACGACAGGGCAAAGAAGCAGCAAUCACCAUCCCAGAAUCCUCUGGUGCACAGUGUGGCUGAUGAAGAAACAGAGUGGCUUCAGACCUUUCUCCUUCUCUUGUUCCGAUCCCUGAAGACACAUCCCCCCUUGCUCUUGGACACGGUGAAGAACUUUGGUGAUAUCCUGAACCCUUUGGACCAGCUGGGGAUCUAUAAGUCCAAUCCUGGCAUCAUUGGACUUGGCGGUCUUCUGUCCUCUAUAGCAGGCAUCAUCAUUGUGGCGUAUCCUCAGAUGAAACUGAAGACCCUCUAA
Molecule: messenger RNA, 780 nt
Organism: Chrysochloris asiatica (Cape golden mole)
Lineage: Eukaryota; Metazoa; Chordata; Mammalia; Afrosoricida; Chrysochloridae
Gene: PEX11A
Product: peroxisomal biogenesis factor 11 alpha
Exons: 3
Coding region: 34-780 (248 amino acids)
Biological process (GO): regulation of peroxisome size; peroxisome fission
Cellular component (GO): peroxisomal membrane
Source: RefSeq, a predicted model, not a curated record